Symbiodinium sp. CCMP2456 is the source of this 1329-nucleotide messenger RNA. The record is from the annotation of a GenBank genome assembly. Lineage: Eukaryota; Dinophyceae; Suessiales; Symbiodiniaceae.
AUGAUUGCCGCCCUGUCUCCGUCAUUGAAUUCCCCUCUGCCGGUGCCUGCGCGGCACAGUGACCCACCACGCAGCGCGUGCUCGCCACGGGCGCUGGUGUCGGUCCUCCUUGGUGGUGCAGCCGUACCUGCGCUGGCCAGCUACCGAAGGUCUCGCCCGACGGCGCUGUCGGCAGAGACCCGCACGGAGCCGCCUCGCUGUGACGCGGAGGCCGAGGUUUGCGAGGAGAUCGAGGAGCAGCGCACCGAACGCCUCGCUGACGAGUCAGAGUUGCUGGAGGUGUCGCGCGUAUGGUCCGAAGGCAGCUGGACCGCAGAUUGGGGCCCUGGGGGUCCCACUUGGCCUUCCUUGGUCCCCGAACGACGCAGCCGGCGGCGCCGCCGGCCACUGCAGCGGUCCUUCAGUGCUGCAGACACCCUUGGUCUGGAUGCACUGACGCUGCAAACUGUUUGGAGAGUGGUGCUCCCCACGGUGGGAGCGCUGUUUGGUGGUAUCGCCAUCUACGAGCCCCUCUGCCGAUGGCUCCAGGAUAUGCUUGACAUUGGGAACACCGGCAGGGGGCCCAUCUUGCAGCUUUUGGCAAUGGACCAGUCGCAGUUCAUGCAAAACUUUCUGACCGUCAAUGGUCUUCUGUUCACAAUUCUUUGUGGUAAUACCUACAAUUCGCUCUACAACCAGCAAGAGGUCUUGUUUCACGCGUUGUUCACGGAGGUCUCCGAGGCAAAGUCCCUCCUGGAGCAGGCCUGCCUGGUCUGCCAAGGGCGGCCGUUCUAUCCCAAAAUGCUGGACAGCAUCGGCGACUACGUCUCCACGGAUCUGCGCCGCCUCGAUGUUGAGCCUGCCGACCUUUUGGCCAACCGUCCCAUGGAUGAUCCCCUGGAGUACAUCCUCUAUGCAACCUCGGUCGGUGUGCCGUCCAUCAUCUACGACACCAUCCGCGACCUACGGCAGGCGAGAGGCCAGCGAUUGGGAGCGAUGCAGAGGAAGCUGCCUGCCAUCCAUUUCGUGCUCCUCUACGUCUUGGGCAUCCUUGAGCUGAUGGCCUUCCCUCUCUUAGGGGCAGGGACCUACUCUAUGUCCCCGGAUGAGAAGAUCUUGACCAUCCAGGCCCUAUUCUUUGGCGCCAUGUCGGGUGCCAUUGUAAUGACACUCCAGGUCAUCUACGAGCUCUGGAAGCCUUUCGGUGGUGCCUACACCGUCGACACGGCCCUGGAGAAGAUGGUGCAGGGGCUCGAGGAGGAGCUUCGCGUGCGGAAGCGACUCUGGAAGCCAAUGAAUGGCGAGAUGUGGCCGCCCGGCGAACCUGAGCGAGCUCCGACUCAGGGCUGA